AUGAAUAUGCAGCCAACUUCAUCUGGAUCCAACGAUUCGAUAACAAUAUUUGUAAAACCAUUUGUAAAACAAAAAUCACUGGAUACAGGAGUUCGUAUUCUAACAGAAUCUGUCAAAGAACUAUCGCUGAGAUCAGCCAGUGAAUUGUUGACAUCAAAAAGCGGUGUAGAAACUGGUAACAAAUCCACGUACUACAGGGAAAUUUUGAACAAGUUUCGGAUUGUCAAUCAGUUCAUCACAAAUGCUCGUGCAAAUGCCACAAAUGUUAUGCUGUGUAAUAAGGAUGGUGAAGAUGUAUGCCAAGCAGUAGCCCUUCAAUACAUUAUGUCCUACCACAAUAUACCAUUGAAAAAUGCUCUAAAUUAUGUGGAAAAUAUUGAAGGACGAGAAACAAUUCAUCUAAGCAAACGGAUUUUUCAAAGCCUUGAGGUCUGGGAGGCAGAAUUGACAAAGAGGUGGUCACGCGAUAAACUAAGGUUCACCAAAAGAAUUACACCAACUGUUCAUGAUGACGAGAAGUCUCGAGUUUCUCGAAGUUCCAGAGGCAGUUAUAGCAGCCUGUCAUUAUGUUUUAGUCAAACCCGAGAAAUAGAUAUUUAA
Messenger RNA from Enterobius vermicularis (human pinworm), 600 nucleotides. Lineage: Eukaryota; Metazoa; Nematoda; Chromadorea; Rhabditida; Oxyuridae. The record is from the annotation of a GenBank genome assembly.